This is a messenger RNA of Adineta ricciae, 1593 nucleotides long. NCBI's taxonomy places the organism in Eukaryota, Metazoa, Rotifera, Eurotatoria, Adinetida, Adinetidae. The record is from the annotation of a GenBank genome assembly.
AUGAUAACUCAAGUUCUGACCGAUGAUGAUAAUAUCAAUAAUGGUGUACUUGAUUUAAGUGUUAGAAAAAGAUUACCUGUAUUACUUUCUCCACCAUCGUCGACAGCAUCGUCUUGUUCGUCUUCCUCGAUGGUUUCUCCGAAAUUGACAGUGCCGAUUGGGAAACGAGCUUUAGACCUACCUGCGACGAAUCCAACAUCUAGAGUUCAACAGACAAAUAAACGACCGUUACGUUUCCAAUGUAAACAUUGUGAGUAUAAAGCACCAUCGACAUCAUUAAUGCAAAAUCAUAUCUAUCGUCAUACUGAUCUAACUCCAUAUUCGUGUGCUUAUUGUGGCCAUAAAUCGACGACAAAAUCGACAAUUAUGGUUCAUAUUGAACUUUGUCAUCCGAACAUGGAAGUGAAAAUACACGAAAAUCGUGUACGUGAACAAGAUUUCUACCGAGAUUUGAACAGUUCAGAAAUACCAAGUUUACCAACAACAAGUCAAGAACCAAAAAUGAAACGCGCACGUCAUUCAACUCAGCCUGACAAUGAAAUUCAACCGAUCAAUGGUGUUGCUAUUCCAAUGAAUACAAUUAUGAAUUACGGAAAUGAUCUGUCACCCAUUGCAAGUGAUGAACUGUACGACACUGACAAUCUGGAAUCCAUGCUAUUACCAGUCACAGAUGGAACAGAUGAUGACAAUGAACAAAAACAAGAAAAUGAAAUAUCUCCAGCAUUGAAAUUUAAAUGCACACCACCAUCAACUCCUCUCAUCGAUUCACCUUCACUCGUCGAUACUAAAGGAUCUGAUUCCGAAGAUGAUGGUGAAUAUCUUCUUGUUUAUAAUCGUCCAAAACAAUUCUAUGGAUCACUCUACGAACCAGAUAAACAAUAUGCGUGUCAAUUAUGUACUUAUACGACAAAUCAUCGGCCAAGUAUGGAAGAUCACGUCUUCGUACACACAAAUGAAAGACCGUACAAGUGUGGUUAUUGCGGCGAAGAGAUUCAUACGCGCUAUGCAGCUACUUAUCAUAUAAAAUACAAACAUCCUGGCAUGCCACGUAAUUUUAUACAAAAUAAAGCGGAUAUAACACAAUUUUAUGUGAAUCGAGCGAAAAAAGAAGAAGAAAAAAAUCAAUUUAAAGUUGUGGACACUCGUCGUGUGAAAGUUUCCUCUCGUAAUAACAAAACAAGUGAUAGACAACAGAAUAAAUUCGACCAGUCAGCAGAGCAUACUGCUCAACAUGACACUUCACCUUCACCGACUUCAUUCAUCUCUGUCCCACCAUCCAAAUCUCGAUCACCAACGCCAACACCAAAUACAUCUCAACCACUUCCGCCACCAGACUAUCGAUUUUUAUUAGCCUGGUCGUAUUAUUUGGCAACACAAGCUGCUUGCCUUUCGCCUCUACUGCAACAGCAAGGACAAUCGCCAUUCUCGUUACCAACCGAUCCAGAAGCAGCAGCGAAAGUUCUACAAGCUAUGCAAGCAAUGAUGAAUCCUUUAACAACAAUGCACAGUCCGAACAGCAAGAAUGAACAGAACGCUGUUGGAUCGAAGACUACAACAGCUGCGAUUGCCAAAGAGAAAUCUGACAAAUCCUAA